AUGAGAAACAUCAAGGAUAGAACCUCAGAAGAUGAACUCCAUUUUCAAGAUGUUGGACCAGAACCAUUAUAUCCAUCUAACAAAAUAAUCAGAUGUGAAAUUGAACCAUCAAGUCAUUGGGGUUCUCAUAUCACAAUCAAUUAUUCUUCAGUAUUAAAGGUUUUCUUUUCUAUCAAUGAUCUGGAAAUCCAAAGAAUACAAAACUUUUAUGUGAACAAUAAUAUCCCUUUUCUUGAGACAGCAAUAAGAAACGAGAUCAAGAAAAAGGUGUUCCAUCUUGAGCUCACACCGGUUGGUCUUCCAUGUUCACCUAAAUUGCCAAUUGUAAUCAAAAAUUCACAUUUGGUUACUGCACUCUUAGAUUCUCUGGAUGAUUUUGAAAAUUUUAUACCAAAAACUUAUCCCAUCAGUAUAAACAAAGAAUCGGUUACUGAUCCUUUAACACCCGAUUUUGAAACACUAGAAUUAAGUCUGGAUUCCUUACAUGGAAAAAAUUUUGAAUUUUUGUUGAAAUCAAUCGAAGAUAAUAAUUACGAACAAAACAAUUUUGCCUUCUGGCAAAAAAAUGUCACAAAAGCGCAAUCUGCUUUACAAAAAAAAGAGUAA
Molecule: messenger RNA, 606 nt
Organism: Entrophospora sp. SA101
Lineage: Eukaryota; Fungi; Glomeromycota; Glomeromycetes; Entrophosporales; Entrophosporaceae
Source: the annotation of a GenBank genome assembly